This is a messenger RNA of Colletotrichum truncatum, 759 nucleotides long. RefSeq names its product malate dehydrogenase. The record is from RefSeq and is a predicted model, not a curated record. NCBI's taxonomy places the organism in Eukaryota, Fungi, Ascomycota, Sordariomycetes, Glomerellales, Glomerellaceae.
AUGCUCGUCAAGACCUUUGUCACGCUAGCCACCCUGGCUCUCGCCUCCGCUGGUCCAGUGCGGAGAGCAAAAGGCCCCGGUUGCGGUACUCAACCCACAAAGCCCACUCUCCCCGUCAACGGCAAUGGAGUUGAACUUUCUCCUCCCGCAGAGAACCUUGUUCUGAAGCACAUCGCCCUCGGCCACGGAAUUCAGAACUAUACCUGCACGGCCAACGGAUCCGACAUCGUCGCCCAGGCCACCGGUGCCCUCGCAGCUCUCUACGACGCAACCUCGCUGUACCCCAACUCAGGCCCUGGCGCCCUUCCCGUCGACGCCUUCAACGCUUUGACAACGAAUGCUGUCUGGGGCACCCAAUUGCCUCUCAACUCUGACGGCGUCUCCAAGUUCGGUGCCUCUGCCACUUCUCCGUUCCCCAACCCCGGCGCCGACCUGCAGCUGCCGAACAUCAAGGCCCUCCCGCACAUCGGCGUUCACUUCUUCGACAGCAACGGCGUUCCAACCUUCAAGGUCGGCGAGGACAUUUUUGCCGGCGGCAAGCUGGAAGGCAUCAAGGCGCCUGCAUCUGCUGACGUCGGCCCCGAGAAGACUGGCGCCGUCGACUGGCUCCUCCUCGGCGACAAGGGCGCAAGCAAGGGCAUCACCACAGUCUACCGCGUUGUCACCGCGGGCGGAGUCGCGCACAAGUGCCAGACUGUUGGUCCCAGCGAGAGCGUCCCCUACGCGACUUACUACUGGUUCUUCGGGCCUAAGGCAUAG